Miscanthus lutarioriparius is the source of this 2064-nucleotide messenger RNA. The record is from the annotation of a GenBank genome assembly. Lineage: Eukaryota; Viridiplantae; Streptophyta; Magnoliopsida; Poales; Poaceae.
AUGGCUUUAGCUUAUGCCAGUGCCAUGUUUCCUCCCUCGAGCCCUUCACAUAAAACUUGGGAGGACCCAUCAUUCUUCAAGUGGAGAAAGCGUGAGGCGCAUGUGCCUUUGCGCUCACAGGACACGCUGGAAGUUCCCUCAAAUUGGCAAAUGCAUGGGUUUGACCGUCCAAUCUACGCAAAUAUGACUUAUCCUUUCCCACUGAACCCACCAUUUGUGCCGGCUGAUAAUCCCACGGGUUGUUACAGGACAGUUUUUCACAUCCCAAAAGAGUGGAAAGGUCGGAGGAUCUUGCUGCACUUUGAAGCUGUUGAUUCUGCAUUUUUUGCUUGGGUAAAUGGAGUACCAAUUGGGUAUAGAUCAGGAUCACUGGAGGCUGUCUGGUAUUCACAGGGAUGUGCUCCUACUAUCAAAGCCACAGAUUACUUCUUCAAAGCAACCUUGGAUGAUAAUUUCAGUUUAGCUGAUAUUGAGGUAGAGGUGGAGAUUGACUCACACAAGCAUGACCGGGAGCAUGUCCCAACUUUGUCUAUUGAAGCAACACUCUUUGAUAACUCUGGACUAUCUAACAGUAUAGAUGCUGAUCUUUCAUAUGCUAAUGCAGUCAAUUUGAAACCGAAGCCAAAACCAACUCGAAGCCCUUGUCGUGGUUUUCAUGGUUAUGUUCUUGGUGGAAAAAUAGAAAAUCCAAAACUUUGGUCUAGUGAGCAUCCCAACUUAUACACGCUUGUUGUUCUCCUUAAAGAUGCCAAUGGGAAGCUUAUUGACUGUGAGUCAUGCCAAGUGGGCAUUCGUAAUGUGGUCCUGGCACACAAGCAAAUGCUUGUCAAUGGAUGUCCUGUUAUACUAAGAGGUGUCAACAGACAUGAGCACCAUCCACGCCUUGGAAAGACAAAUUUAGAAGCAUUCAUGAUUGAGGAUGUGAUUUUGAUGAAGCAAAACAAUAUCAAUGCUGUUAGAAAUAGCCACUACCCACAGCACCCGAGGUGGUAUGAGUUAUGUGACAUCUUUGGUCUUUAUGUCAUAGAUGAAGCCAACAUUGAGACACAUGGUUUUGAUGAUUCUAGCACUUUCAAGCAUCCUACACUAGAACCUAUCUGGGCAAAUGCAAUGCUUGAUCGUGUUGUUAGCAUGGUGGAGAGAGAUAAGAAUCAUGCAUGCAUUAUUGUUUGGUCCCUAGGAAAUGUAUCUUCAUAUGGACCUAAUCAUGCUUCCAUGUCUGGGUGGAUUCGUGAAAGGGAUCCAACAAGACUCCUCCAUUAUGAGGGAGGUGGUUCCAGAACAUCAUCCACAGAUAUUGUGUGCCCCAUGUAUAUGCGUGUCUGGGAUAUUGUUAAGAUAGCAAAAGAUCCAUCUGAAACAAGGCCUCUAAUUCUUUGCGAAUAUUCACAUGCUAUGAGAAACAGUAAUGGGAAUAUUGAUGUCUAUUGGAUGGCCAUAGACAACACUUUUGGACUCCAAGGAGGUCUUAUAUGGGACUGGGUUGAUGAGGGUUUACUGAAGGAGGACUCAGAUGGAUCUAAAUUUUGGGCAUAUGGUGGUGACUUUGGAGAUACUCCAAAUGACUCUAAUUUUUGCCUCAAUGGCAUUGUGUGGCCUGAUCGGACUAUUCACCCAGCUGUUCAUGAAGUUAAAUACCUUCACCAGCCUAUCAAAAUAUCAUCAGCAGAAAACAUGGUUAAGAUUGAAAAUGGACACUUUUUUGAGACAACAGAAGCUUUGGACUUCAGUUGGGUUCUUCAUGGAGAUGGUUGCAUCUUGGGCUCUGGUCCUUUGAAUGUUCCAACUUUGGCACCGCAAACUAGUCAGCUCAUCAACAUGGAAUCAUCACCAUGGUUUGCCCUUUGGAGUGCUUGUGCAGCAAAAGAAGUAUUUUUGUCUGUAAAUGUGAAACAGAGGCAUGAAACACGAUGGGCUAAAGCCGGUCAUCUCUUGGCUUCAGCACAACUGUGUUUGCCUCAGAAAAAUGUCUUUGUCCCCAACGUUAUAGCAUUCUCCAGUAGCCCUUUGGUCUGUGAACGCAUUGGUGAUAGUGUAACCAUCUGCAAGGCCAAGGAAAAUUAA